GUCAAUUCGUCGGAAAAGCGAAGUAACGGGGUAACGGUAAUAGUACAAGUGAUGGAGCAUUCGUCAAUGUUGUUGGCCGGUGGUGGUAGCGGUAGAGCGGAUGACAGCAGCAGCAGCAGCAGCACGAAAGGUACGCAGGUGGGAGGAACAGCAGUUCCUGGUGGUGGUGCUGCGUGUCAUUCGGUCCAGCAGUUUCGGCCAGCGGCAACCGGGAAUGCAAGUGAUGCGGAAGUCUGUGAUAGAAGUAACGUGGUUACUAUGGAUGAAGUUGGGGAGACCUUACCACUUGCCGGACGGCCAUUGGAUGCAGAGCUGGCGGAGGACAACUGCACCGAUACGGAUGAUCAGAAUAGUAAUUAUCUAAGCAUUAGUAAUAGUCGUAGCAGCAGCUGCUUUGACCUACCCGGCGAGUGUUCACCAAUGAUGGGCAUGGCCCGAUUGCAGACGUCGAAAGUAGACGAAAGCAGGGUGACGCUUGUAAACGAAAGGUACACACUACAAUCGGAACAGGCCAUUGUACCUGCACAAGCACAGGCACAGCUCGAAGAUCUGCCGGUGGUGGCGAGCGGAAGUAGUAAACUUUCUGCGUCAAAGCAACGGCUCGAUUACGACGAAGAAGAUGCAGAAGAGGACGAUGAUGAGGAUUCGUCCAUGUUGACACAUUCGGCCGCAACGACGGCCACCGUUUCGUCCAACAAAUCUCGUCUACUGGUAUGCUCGGACCAGCAGCCCGGAUGCUCCAACAGCAGAAUUCAGGAUGCUGGUGUUUGUUGUAACAUAGUGGACAAUCCGGUCAGCGAUACGGGUACGGUGGAUGUGGGAAGUGUGGCGAACAAUGCUCAGGACGGUCCUCGCACAUCAGUAAACGGGAUGUCUAAUGGAACUGUAGCGGCCGGUGGUAGUGGUGCAAAUCCACACAGCCGAGUCACGACAACUCCCUCAAAUUUAAGUAAUUGCAGUGGCCUACCGACCGUCACCAUGGUGCAGCUGAAGCAGAGCAAAAAUCUCAUCUACUUCCUGCGAUUGAUCUUCAAUCACUGUAAGAGCUCCGGUAUAGGAGAACCGAGCGUUUAUCAUGCCUUAGUAGUCAUAUUUUUGGAAUUCUUCGCCUGGGGUCUUUUAACGAUGCCCGUCAUAAAUGUCCUCAAUCAAACUUUCCCAGAUCAUACCUUCCUAAUGAACGGGUUGGUAAUGGGCAUCAAGGGCAUACUAUCAUUCCUGAGCGCGCCACUGAUUGGUGCCCUUUCGGAUGUAUGGGGCCGGAAGUUCUUUCUGCUAAUUACCGUGUUCUUCACCUGCGCUCCGAUCCCCCUUAUGUCGAUCAACUCUUGGUGGUUCUUUGCAAUGAUCUCAAUCAGCGGUGUGUUUGCGGUAACGUUUUCCGUCGUGUUUGCAUAUGUAGCCGACGUUACGACGGUGGAAGAUCGAUCACGAGCCUAUGGCUUGGUGUCAGCUACGUUUGCUGCUAGUUUGGUUAUUUCACCUGCACUCGGAGCUUACCUGAAUGACAAAUACUCGGAGCCGUUAAUUGUUGCCCUGGCCACUGCAAUCGCCGUUCUGGAUGUGUUCUUCAUUCUGGUGGCGGUGCCGGAAAGUUUGCCGGAGAAAGUACGACCCAGCUCCUGGGGUGCCCCAAUCAGCUGGGAGCAGGCAGAUCCGUUUGCAGCGCUCCGUAAAGUUGGUCUGGAUCAAACGAUUCUGAUGCAGUGUGUAACGGUGCUGCUCUCUUAUCUGCCAGAAGCGGGACAAUAUUCGUGCAUUUUCGUUUACCUGAAACUGAAAAUGCAUUUCAGCUCGAUCGAUGUAUCGAUCUUUAUCGCUGUCGUCGGUAUACUAAGUAUACUGACGCAGGUCAUCCUAGGUGAUCUAAUGAAGGCACUCGGUGCAAAGCGUACAAUAAUAAUAGGAUUACUGUUCGAAAUGUUACAACUGCUUUGGUAUGGUUUUGGCAGUCAGACAUGGAUGAUGUGGGCAGCAGGUAUUCUUGCUUCAUUAGCGUCAAUUACGUAUCCGGCCAUCAGUGCAUUCGUGUCGAUACAUUCCAACCCGGACCAACAAGGUGUGGUCCAGGGUAUGGUGACAGGAAUGCGCGGUUUGUGCAACGGUCUCGGGCCAGCAAUGUUCGGCGUCAUCUUCUACGUGUUUCACGUCGAUCUGAACGACGAGCAUAAUGUUGCGAGCCAUAGUCUUAACGGUGCCGCCAUCGGUGCGGUAGCUGGUGGUGGAGUAUUCGACGGAUCCGAUGCAAAGUUUGUGCGCAACGAGACGCUACUCGGGGGCUCGGUCCACCAUCACAUCGAGGACGAGUAUUCGCAGCUCAUGCCGGGUCCACCGUUUGUGUUCGGAGCGCUAAUGGUUAUAUGCGCCAUCGCGGUGGCAGCUUUCAUUCCGGAGACGCCAAGCGAUACCAUCCGACGGCCAUCGGGUGAGAAGAAAAGGCUCUCGUUGGAUGUCGAUUAUGAGUACGAGCGUGGACGUAAGGUAGCUGGCCCACUAUCACCACUGAUGCACCAGGACUCUGCUCAGCUAUAGUUGUGUUAAAUUGUAAUCCCUAGCGCACGCUCUGCUCCCGUUGGUAGUGGUGGUGUUGUGCGCUCGAUAGCAUCCUAUUUGCCGUCAUCAAUAGUUUGUACAAUGUAGUGUAAGCAAAAACCAAAAGCAAAAAGCAGAAACAUUUUGGU
This is a messenger RNA of Anopheles maculipalpis, 2681 nucleotides long. Its product is annotated as hippocampus abundant transcript 1 protein. Gene Ontology annotation, cellular component: membrane. NCBI's taxonomy places the organism in Eukaryota, Metazoa, Arthropoda, Insecta, Diptera, Culicidae. The record is from RefSeq and is a predicted model, not a curated record. The transcript has 10 exons. Gene Ontology annotation, molecular function: transmembrane transporter activity. Gene Ontology annotation, biological process: transmembrane transport. Bases 52 to 2532 code for a protein of 826 amino acids.